Diaporthe amygdali is the source of this 1470-nucleotide messenger RNA. Its product is annotated as ubx domain-containing protein. Gene Ontology annotation, molecular function: protein binding. NCBI's taxonomy places the organism in Eukaryota, Fungi, Ascomycota, Sordariomycetes, Diaporthales, Diaporthaceae. The record is from RefSeq and is a predicted model, not a curated record. The coding region runs from base 1 to 1470 and encodes 489 amino acids. The transcript is spliced from 2 exons.
AUGUUCUUCACCGGCACACUCCAGGAGGGCAUUUCCAAGGCCCUCCAGGAGACCAAGCUCGUCGUCUGCUUUGUGACGGAUGAUGAGGAGGAGAGCAAGACCUGGGAGACUGAGUUCCUCACCGAUGAGACUAUCGCCCCCUCGCUUGACAAGGACGCCGUGGCCCUUCGGCUGCAAGCUGGCUCACAGGAGGCCGGCUACUUGGCAGCCAUCUUCCCCCUUCCUAAGAACCCAACUUUGGUUAUCAUCAAGAACGGCGAGCUGAAGGAAUACAUUUCCGCAGGCACGUCCAAGGAGGAAUUCGUGAGGCGGGUGAGCGGGGCUUUCCAAGCACAGACAGCUGCCACAUCGGCUGCGCAACCAGGCAGCACGCCUGUUGCUGCUGCUGCUGCUGCUACGGCCGUGACUUCCGACGCGCCAUCGUCGGAAUCCCAGACACCUGGCGAGGACACACCAGCAUCAUCAAGCACCCCGUCAUCGUCAGAGCAACAGGGCCAGCCCUCCAUAGCUGCCAUCACCCAGGAAGACGAGGUGCGCCGGCAGGCAGCCCGCAAGGAGCGCGAAGCACUGGAGAGACGGCGUAAAGAAAAGGAGCAGGAGGAACAGGCCCCGGACCCAUUUAAAGCAAAGCAGAAUGACGCCAAGAAAAAGGCCGCCCAGCAGCUCGCCGAGCGCCAACGCCAGGUGCGGGAGGACAGGGCGAGGGUUCUGAAGCGCAUCGAGGACGAUCGCGCGGAGCGGAAGGCGCGCGAUGAGAAUAACCGUGUGGCGCGGGACAUGGAACGCAGGGCUGCCGCAGGGGAGGACGUCGAAGAGAUCACUGCCGCGGCCGGGGAGCCCGCGCCGACCGGCAUGGCGCGGCGGCAGCACGACCAGUGUGCCCUACAGGCCCGCCUGUUCGACGGCUCGACAAUCCGCACGCGGCUGCCCGCGAAAGCCACGCUGGGCCGGGACGUGAGGAAGUGGAUCGACGAGGCCCGCACGGACGGCAAUAAUCCUUACUGCUUCAAGGUCAUCCUCACGCCGCUGCCGAACCGCUCCAUUGACCCUACCACCGAGGAGGACCAGACGCUCGAGGAGCUAGGCCUCACCCCGAGCUCGACGCUGGUGCUGGCGCCUGUGGACCGGCCCGUGCCGGCGUACCCAAGUAUCAACGCUGGCUUGUACAACCCGGUGUCGCACCUGAUUGCGGCGGUGCUGGCCUUCAUCGGUGGCAUACUGGGAAGCAUCACUGGCGCGGUGACGGGCUCGGGAAGCGGAGGAAGCGAGGCGGGCAGCGGGGCCGGACAGCGGGCCUCGCCAGAGCAGCAAGACCGGGGCCAGGCGCAGACUACGGGGCGAGACGGGGGCAGUGUGAGUCGGAUCAAGGGCUUCCAGAACCCGGAUGACAGCAAGCGGGAUCAACAGCUUUACAACGGGAACUCGCUAAACUUCGAGCCGAGGAAGGACGAAGACGACAAGGACAAGUAG